CACAGUGCAAGGGUUCCCAGUACCUCACUCACAGUGGUUUCGUACUAAUGUUUGUAAGGCAGCACCAUCUCCAUGAUGAAUUUCAAGCUGAUUUUAAAACUUUGCUGACAUAACAGGGAAUUUAUUGAUAUUUUAAGAGAAGAUCAUUUCAAUCCUUUUCCAGAGAGAAUGUGCAGCUCCUGGUUAGUCCUGACGAAGUCAGCCCGUCGACUGUACCUCUUCCUAUAGAUGCUGCCUGGCCUGCUGCGUUCCACCAGCAUUUUGUGUGUGUUGCUUGAUAACAUUUCAUGAGGUGAACCAAAGGCAGAAUUAAUAUGGCUGCCAAGCAGGAAAGUAAGCCGAAGAAAUGGGCUCUUGUAAAGGAAAAGGUCACAGUGCCAGACAUAGACAAUACCGAGGCCAACCUGGAAAAUGCUGAGCCCGAGCUCUGUAUCCGUUUGCUUCAGACCCCAACUGUUAUAAAUUACUCAGGACUGAAGAAGCGACUGGAGAACAGCAACAAUGCCUGGAUGUUACAAUUCCUGGAGCUCGGUGGCCUUGAUUUACUGCUGGAAGCACUGGACAGAUUGUCCGGCAGAGGAGUGACAAAGAUAACCGAUGCCCUCUUGCAGCUCACCUGUGUGAAGUGCGUACGGGCUGUGAUGAACUCUUCAAAAGGCAUCGACUACAUUAUAAAUAAUUCAGGCUAUGUCCGAAAACUUUCCCAAGCUUUGGAUACAGCUAACAUCACAGUAAAGAAACAAGUCUUCGAGCUGUUAGCAGCACUAUCUAUCUACUCCCCAGAAGGCCACAGCCUGGCUUUAGAUGCAUUGGAAAACUACAAGACUGUGAAAAGACAGCAAUAUCGAUUCAGUGUAAUAAUGAAUGAACUCCAGACUACCGAUAACGUUCCAUAUAUGACAAUACUGCUGAGUGUCAUCAAUGCCAUUAUUUUAGGAUGUGAGGAACUGAUACCUCGUACACAACUGCGGAAUGAAUUCAUAGGUCUCCACCUGCUGGAUAUACUGCCAUCAUUAAGGGAUCAAGAUGAUGAAGAUUUAUUAGUCCAAUGUUUAACCUUUGAAGAUGGUAAAGCAGAUGACGAUGAAGAGUUAAUGAAGAUCUCCGAUGGCAUUGAUAUGAAUAGUCAUCAAGAAGUUUUUGUAACAUUAUUUAACAAAGUGAGUAGCUCACCAGCCUCUACACAACUGCUGUCAAUUCUUCAAGGCCUUCUGCAGUUGGACCCAUCCAACAGCAGCAGUCCUCUGAUCUGGGAAGCCCUGGAAAUUUUGGUGAACAGGGCCGUCCUGAUUGCCUAUAACACAAAUGAAGAUGAAGACAUCGGCCUAGUCAUGGAAAGGCUUGUAUUGACUAAGAAAUUAAAAAAAGAUCAGCCAGUGAAACAAAAGGCAAAUAAAAAAGCUGUUGAGAAAGCUAUACAAACAGAACCAUCAUUGCCUACCUCAGCAGCAGAAGUAAAGCAGAAGUCUAGCUCAUCAUUGCCACCAUCAGCUGACGAGAUGCUGCUUUCUGCACCAUCGUCACCUCCUCCACUGCCAGCUGUGGCAGAUGACACAAUGACAUCUCCGACCAGUGAUCUGCACACUGCCAGAAUACCCCCUGCCCCUCCUCUCCCGGGCGCUGUUGGCUCUCCGCCUCCUCUCCCUGGCACUGGUGGCCCACCCCCUCCUCCUCCGCCUCCUCUCCCUGGCACUGGUGGCCCACCCCCUCCUCCUCCGCCUCCUCUCCCUGGCACUGGUGGUCCACCCCCUCCUCCUCCGCCUCCUCUCCCUGGCACUGGUGGUCCACCCCCUCCUCCUCCGCCUCCUCUCCCUGGCACUGGUGGUCCACCCCCUCCUCCUCCGCCUCCUCUCCCUGGCACUGGUUGUCCACCCCCUCCUCCUCCGCCUCCUCUCCCUGGCACUGGUGGUCCACCCCCUCCUCCUCCGCCUCCUCUCCCUGGCAGUGUUCCACCCCCACCACCUCCACCGGGCACAUUUAAUGAUGCACCCGUUGUGGCCACCCAAUCAGCAACUCAACUGUAUUCUUGUGGUCCACCUCUCCAGCGACCCACAUUACGGAUGAAAAAGCUCAACUGGCAAAAAAUCUCCCCAAAAAUGGCCACAGCGAGCAAUUCUUUGUGGUCAUUUAUCCAUCAAGUAGCUGCAUCAUCUUUGGAUCCAGACUAUGCCAGUAUUGAAAAACUCUUCUGCUUUCCCAUAUCAGAAUCAAAAAAGAAACAGCAAAAUGAGUCAAAAAAGGAACCAACGGAGAUCACAUUUCUGGACUCAAAGAAAAGCCUUAAUUUGAACAUAUUUUUAAAGCAAUUCAAAUGUUCUAAUGAAGAAGUGGCUAACAUGAUCAGAAGUGGAGACCGAUCAAAAUUCGAUGUAGAGUGUUUGAAGCAACUCCAGAAGUUACUCCCAGAGAAUCAUGAGAUAGAAAAUAUAAAGGCAUACAAAGGACAGAAGGAGAAAUUAGCAAGUGCUGAUCAUUUCUACCUUGUGCUGCUUGAUAUUCCCUGCUAUCAGCUAAGGAUUGAUUGCAUGUUUCUGUGCGAAGAGGCAGCUGCUUCCCUGGAAAUGCUCCGUCCAAAAGCAAAAUUAAUUAAAACUGCUUGUCAAGAUCUACAUUCUGCUACGAGACUGCCACUCUUCUGUGAACUCAUUCUUAAAGUUGGAAACUUUCUGAACUAUGGCAGUCACACAGGAGAUGCAAAGGGAUUUAAAAUAAAUACCCUACUAAAACUGACUGAGACAAAAGCCAACCAAUCCCGGAUCACAUUGCUGCAUCAUAUGAUAGAGGAAGCUGAAAAUUUCCAUCCAGACCUUCUGAAUCUUCCAGAUGACCUGGAAAGUAUUUCACAAGCAGGAGGCAUUAGUGUGGAAUCACUUCAAACUGAUACAAUCAAUCUGUUGGAACGCCUCAAGAAAACUGGUGGCAUUCUCAAAUCGUCCAUUGAUGAUGUAAAAUCACUGUUUGACAAACCCAUCCAAGAAAGUCUGUCUGCAACAACUGAACUGAAGCAAAUUCUAGAAGAAAUUGAGACAGAGAGAAAGAAACUGGCUCUGUACUUCUGUGAUGACAUUGGAAAAUUUUCAUUGGAAGAGCUUUUCAAAACAAUCAAAACAUUCAGAGAUUAUUUCCUGAAAGCAAUGAAGGAAAAUAAGCUCAGGAAAGAACAGAUUGCAAAAGCCGAGAAGAGGAAACAAAAGCUUCAGGAAGAGGAAGCCAAAAGGCAAAAGGGAGAAAAUGGACAAGUUGUUCAAAAGUUACCAAUAAAGCAAGAGGAAGAAUGCAUUAUAGAUGCUCUUCUGUCAGAUAUAAGAAAAGGUUUUAAGCUGAAGAAGACAGCUAGGAGCAAUUGUGAAAAAUCGUCUGCUCCGAAACAUUCUACUAUUGAAACGUGUGGCAGGAAAAUACUGCUGGACCAAAAUGACACUUCAACAGAAGACAAAGAAAACAAAAGGGCUUCUCAAUGUACAACUACAUCAGCAAUCAUGGAUGAAAGUUCUAAUUCGAUGGUGAAGUUAGUCACCCAGCAACCACCUGCUGAAGACAAAGCAUCAAUAAAUGAUGUGCUCAAGUCAUCUGCAAGCUCCCCAUCCAGCUCUGAAGUAAAUGCACCUGACACUGAAUCAGAACAUGAGAAAGUGAAUGACGAGGAUCUUGACACAUGCCCAGCUGAUGGAAAUAAAGUAAUUGUUUGUCAAGACAACCCCAGAUCUAGCAAAGAAAUGUUAAUUGCAAAUGAGCAUGAACAGUUGACACAACCUAAUACUGUAGCCGCUGUGGACAUUGUGGGCAGAGAAAAUGAAAUGCUCUUUCAUAGCAGUAACACGAAUGAGAAUUUGCCUCAAGUUGAUAACAAAAUAAAUUCCCAAAAUAAAGUUGACUCUAGAUGUGAUAUGCCUGACUCAAAGACAAACAUGGUCACUGAAAUAAUAUCAGAAACAAUAGAACAAACUAUUCCUGACACAAAUGCCACAUAUCCUAGCCCAAUAAAUAGUCACUCUGACGAUGAGUCACCUACAAGAAGUACUUCACCCAGAUCUUCCCUGACACUACCUGGUCGGAAAUCAAAAGGCAGGAAAAGUAAUAAAAGCAAAGAAGUCUGCUCUGAAGAUAGAAGCAAUAAAUCCAAAAAAAAAUGUUCAUUGCACUAAUGUAUGUCUGAGUCUCACAUACACGACAUUCCUAAACUACGAAGAAUGGAAGAAGACAUAACAAGAAGACGAUGAAGGCAAUCUGAUCAAGAGUUAUCACCAACUCAGAAAUGCUUUUUCUCAAACAAAAAGAAUAACAUUCUUUACCUGGACUAUUCUAUGUCUUCUAAGAGUCUUGCAAUAGUGCAUAAUAGUUGAAUGUACACUAUAAAGAAACAACUGUUAGCUUUGUAAGGCUGAUUAUCAUCAAAACAACUUUUGAAAAAAUAGAGACACUUGAAAUAUCUGAGUGGAAAAUAAAAUAAGUCUAAGCUAUGUUAGCUGAUUUUAUGCUCACACUCGCAUUUCAAGUUGGGAAACUUCUGCUAGCAUCAAGGUAUUGAGUAUUAUAUAUUCAAAUUGGUAGAACUUGACAAUCAUCUUUCUCGGUUCUGGAACAUUGCUCUAACCUGACACUAGAGCUAAGUGAGUGAAUCUCACUGAAAGCUGAUUUCUACAGUUUCAUGGUGUUGGCCUUGAAGAAUAGCUUGAAUUCUGGAAAUUUCAGGAUGGCUUUAAGUCAAAUGCUGAUCCGUAAGAGCAUAUUCUUCAUGCCAUGAAUAUGGUUGGUGUAAAGAAAUAUUACCUCUAUGUUAUCUUGAACAUAACAUUUGGUGUGGGAAUACUUCAGCCAAAAGUCAUAAUAAUAGUUAAAUUAGGAUCCUGAAAAUUGCUUCUUAUUUAAUAUGACAUGUAUUUGCGUAAAUUAAAUCAAAAGCUUUCAGCUUUAUGCAACAAUUUUUAACAAUCUCUAUCUUUUGAACAAAAAAUGUGUAAUCUAGUAUCAGCUUUAUUACUCAUUCUGAAUUUUAUUUUCUCAAAGAAUUGGAUUUUUCUAUCAUUUGAGCAUUGUUACGAUGAAUUGGAUUUUUUUUAAUCUUCUGAACAAUAACUUGUUUUUCUACAGGAAUAAUCUUUAUAUUGUUCUUUAUUUUAACAAUAUAUUUUUGUCAGUCUUUCCUUUAUGCCUUCAAUACAGUAGUGCUUCGUUUCAAAGUGAUAAAGGAUACUGCCCCAACCCUGACUUUAUGCCACCUCUAAUGUAGCAGCUGGCUGCUUAUUGGAAUAUUUC
Molecule: messenger RNA, 5256 nt
Organism: Hypanus sabinus (Atlantic stingray)
Lineage: Eukaryota; Metazoa; Chordata; Chondrichthyes; Myliobatiformes; Dasyatidae
Product: inverted formin-2-like
Exons: 24
Coding region: 315-4145 (1276 amino acids)
Biological process (GO): actin cytoskeleton organization
Molecular function (GO): small GTPase binding; actin binding
Source: RefSeq, a predicted model, not a curated record